Planococcus citri (citrus mealybug) is the source of this 2862-nucleotide messenger RNA. Its product is annotated as low-density lipoprotein receptor-related protein 2-like. Gene Ontology annotation, cellular component: apical plasma membrane; plasma membrane; signaling receptor complex. Bases 394 to 2616 code for a protein of 740 amino acids. The record is from RefSeq and is a predicted model, not a curated record. The transcript is spliced from 11 exons. Gene Ontology annotation, biological process: receptor-mediated endocytosis. Gene Ontology annotation, molecular function: protein binding; hormone binding. Lineage: Eukaryota; Metazoa; Arthropoda; Insecta; Hemiptera; Pseudococcidae.
AGUUCCUACAACAAUUUCAGGAAAAAAAAAAAUUUUUAAUUUUUGGUCGGUAGGUCCCUUUCCGUACGCGCCCUCACACAUUAUCUAACAAUAACGUAUUUUCCUACAAAAAUACGUAUACUUCAGACAUUUUAUCAUAUCGUACUGAGAUUGUUUUAUAAGUGUGAAGUUGAUAAAAGUUCCGUUCAAACGUUGAUCACAAGACCAGUAGAGGAGUUCGGUGGUCGAACGUUGAAUUUUUUUGAUUUUAAAACAAGUUCGUGUUUGGAAUAGGUGUAGGUAGUUUUUGAAUGAUUUUUUUUUUUACAAAUUCAUAAUGUGCGAUGAAUGACAAUCUUUCUAUGUUGUUUACGUAUUUAUACCUGUGAUAUUUAAUUUUUGUUCGUGAAAAUAAUGAUUGCGUUAAAGAGCAACAUUUUAUUAAUUUUGUGCAUAAGUAUUCAGAUCUGUUUUUCUGACCUUCCUCAUAAGACUUUCAGUUGUAAAACUGGCGAAUAUAUUGUAAAUGAGGAAUACUGCGAUGGCUAUCCUCAAUGUCCUGAUGGAAGCGAUGAGCCAGACACUUGCAAUUCUUCAAGGAGAGUCUGUGGUCCUGGCAAAUACCUAUGUCCUACAAGUCAACAGUGCGUAGAUGCGGAUCUAAUCUCUGACUUGUACAUUGAGAGAUAUUGCCCAACUGAUGGAAAUAAUUCGCAUUCCCAAGAUACUCCUGGUUUUGUUCUUUUACUUUCGAAAAUUGAGGAUAUUUUCACUAGAGAAACAAUACGAGAGGAAGGAAGGUUUUAUUGUGAUGAUGUCAGUCACGUUUGUAUGAAUGUGCAUCAUGUAUGCGACGGAUAUUGCGAUUGUUAUGAUUGUUCUGACGAAAUUAUAUUUGGUACCGGUCCUGUCGAUCAGGGUGAAUUUUCAAAUUGUACAUCCGAAAGGAGUUUUCUAUGCGAUGAUAACAAGAGGUGCCUGAAUUUAGAGUACGUGUGUGAUGGAUAUUGUAACUGUUUGGAUUGCUCGGACGAGAAUAGCGGAAACGGAUGCUCAGAUUUAGACCACGAGAAGCUCUUCGAUUGUCCUCAUUCUUACUAUCCAACUCCAAGGGGUGCACGUUGUCUCGAGUCAAAGAGUGGCCACAAUCAUGAAAGUAUGCCUUCAAAAAUCGAAGAUCUGAAAAACUGUACCAACGAGUAUAUUUGCGAUCAGGAAUGCUUUCUGUAUGGAAAAAGAGCCAUUUGCUCGUGUUACGAUGAUUACAUUAGAGUACCCAGUGCCGCCGGAAAUGGUUUCAGGUGUCAAAGUAAUGUAUCCUCGCAAGACCUACUUGUUUAUUCGACGACGAGUCAAAUAAAAGUAUUCAAUCUGACUACUGUAAAGGACACCGUCAUAAAAAAGCCAUUGGAAUGUGCUGUUUUAACAGCUGCUCAUGAUUAUAUUUACUACACAACGUACUCGAGUAAUACCAGUAGUAUUUUCAAGCAUUCGCUUUCUUCAAACAACACCAUCGAAAUAAAACUGAACCACUCAUUAGAUUCUCCCAUCAGCUCGAUUGCUGUUGAUUACAUCACAGAAAAUUUAUAUUUCACUACAAAUACUGCACUGUUCGUCUGUUCAAAUAACGCUGAAAAUCGAAUUUGUAUGCAAAUCAAAUGUUGUAAUGUGAAUUAUGUCGCUUUGGCUCCGAGUUAUGGGCUGAUGUUCUACACAAAAGCAAGCUCUCGACCAGGUGAGCGACUGAUCAUGAGGUCCAAUAUGGAUGGAUCAGAUGAAACUAUAUUGGUUGACGGAAGCUUUCGUAUUUCCACUCCUUUAGCAACUGACGAGUCAAUAAGAAGGGUGUAUUGGCUCGACUCGGAAAUUAGAUCUAAAACCAUACUAUCUGCGUCUUUUUACGGUGAUAAAAGCGAAAUUAGAGCAUCAGGAAACCUUGGAAUUCCGGUAUCCAUUACAGCCCUCAAUAGCAGAAUAUUUUUCACAAAGUAUCGGGAUGAUGAAAUUUACAUCUUGGAAAACAAGGAACACUUCGUCAAAUCAAUCAAUGAGGAUGCUGAAGUUACGAAAUAUCCUUCUGAUUUUGAAUCUUCUCCACAACUUACCGGUAUUGAUACAUGCAAUGGUGGUAGUUCACGUCCUGGUGAAUGUCUGUUCGAAAGAGAUCGCACCUUUAGCGUGCUACAGCUCCACGCUUUUAAUCCUACUCAACAGCGUAAUCAUAAGAAGAAGAAUCCUUGUGCACAGCUGAAAACGUCAUGCUCUAGUUUAUGUUUGCUGCGAUCAACCGAUUCGACAAAUGAUCUAGGCUAUUCCUGCCCAUGCAACUCUACUAAUUCGCUGACGAAUCCGUAUUUGUGUGUCAGCUCUACUUCCGGUGUUUUAGUAACAUCAUCGCAAGAAUCUUCAGCUUCUGCGAUAAAUUCUCUCAGUCAAUCCACCUCUUCUGAUCGGAAAGAAACAGAGAAUCAGAAUUCUCACACGGGAUUGCUGAUAUUUGGUGUGAUCGUUCUGGUGGCACUUGUAUUCGGCGGAUACUUUGUGUACGAUAAACGGAAGCAAAAUCGUCAGAACUUCAUUCAGCGUCGUCGUCAUUCUUCUGAUCGAGUGAAUUUGUAUCUCCAAGACGGUUUAUGAGUUGCAUAAGUAUAAGUACAUUGAUUUUCUUAAGUCCUCCUUCUUUUUUUUCAUAUUUUGAAUUGUUGAUUUCCUAAAAUUUUUCUCAAAACGAUGAGUUGAUCUCCCUUGACUUUGUAGAGUAACUAUAAGUAUCUAUUUUUAUUACCUAAUAUUCAUUAUUAUUUUUAUAUAUUAUUUUUUUUAAUGAAAUUGUUUGAAGAAAAUGUAUUUUUUUACCUAGGUGAAUAAAUUUUAUCAAGAGUU